GGAAGAGCCACAGGGACUGUACGAAGCGCAACUGGAUUUGGAAGACGAGAAACGCGUUCACGCGAACUUCGUUUCAAUGGUGGUCACCUACGCGCUGCUGCUGUUGCCGCUGAUGACUCUCCGGUGGACGAAAUGCUGUUCAGGCAGAACGACUGUACUUAAGACGAUUCCCUGACAAGCCAUCGCCUUCGCGCCGUAUGUUUGGUCGUCUCACAUCUCGCCUACGUGAAACGGGAAGCUUAAAUCCAAGACCUCGUCCUAGAACACGCACAGAUGAACGUGCUGAAGUUGCUGUGUUCGCUACCAUAGCUGUGAAUCCUCAAAUCAGCACACGUCAAAUUGAACGUGAAGUUGGUGUGUCGAAAUCAAGUGCACAGCGUAUUCUUAAACGUCAUAAAUUUCAUCCUUAUCAUGUUCAUUUACACCAGGAUCUUCAUGGAAAUGACUUCCGCAAUAGGGUAACAUUUUGUCGCUGGGCUCAGCAAAAACUUCUGACUAAUCCAAAUUUUUUUGCAGAUGUUCUCUUUACCGACGAGGCAUCAUUCUCCAACAAAGGAAUUGUCAAUAUGAGGAAUAUGAAUUAUUGGUCCGCAGACAAUCCUAAAUGGCUCCGUCAGGUAGAGCAUCAACGUCCGUGGAAAGUUAAUGUUUGGUGUGGGAUUAUUGGAGAUACCAUUAUCGGAUCUUUCAUUAUAAAUGGCAUCCAAAAUGGCAGACAAUACUCCAGAUUUAUACGACACAAUCUUCCAGUUCUCUUGGACACCGUACCUCUGAACCGGAGAAUGGUCAUGUGGUAUCAGCAUGACGGAUGCCCUGCACAUAACGCCUUACGAGCACGACGACUUCUGAACCGUAAGUUCCCUGGUAGGUGGAUUGGACGAGGUGGCCCAGUUAGGUGGCCUGCCCGGUCUCCGGACCUUACACCGUUGGAUUAUUAUCUUUGGGGAGCAGUGAAGGAUGCUGUUUACCAACAUGAACCAACAACACCAGAGGACAUGAAGCAACGCAUUAUUGAUGCUUGUACAGCCAUCAAAGAGGAAACAGUAGCACGAAGUAGGGCAUCCUUCAUCCGCAGAGUGACCCUAUGUAUGCAAGCCAAUGGGCAUCACUUUGAGCAUGAGAUGUGAACGCUAUGUUUAGUAUGUAGUGCUGGUAUCACAGUGGAAGUUUCUACAAAGGGCCAUUUUACCGACUGAUGUUAAGAAACAUUUGUUUGCAACAAUUUGUCA
This is a messenger RNA of Schistocerca nitens (vagrant locust), 1229 nucleotides long. RefSeq lists its product as uncharacterized. The transcript is spliced from 2 exons. NCBI's taxonomy places the organism in Eukaryota, Metazoa, Arthropoda, Insecta, Orthoptera, Acrididae. Bases 198 to 1127 code for a protein of 309 amino acids. The record is from RefSeq and is a predicted model, not a curated record. Gene Ontology annotation, molecular function: nucleic acid binding.